Brassica napus (rape) is the source of this 2158-nucleotide messenger RNA. RefSeq lists its product as uncharacterized. NCBI's taxonomy places the organism in Eukaryota, Viridiplantae, Streptophyta, Magnoliopsida, Brassicales, Brassicaceae. The transcript has a single exon. The record is from RefSeq and is a predicted model, not a curated record. Gene Ontology annotation, biological process: root development; shoot system development. Bases 719 to 1414 code for a protein of 231 amino acids.
UUUGGACAAAAUGCUAUAAUAACAUUUAACAUGCAUGAUCAAUUUUUUUCUUGCACGUACGUAUAUAUUUCCAUUUAAUUAUGAACCUGUCACAUAUGACUUGAUUCAAUGUAAAACAUACUUUCCUGAAAUUUAAAUCUUUCAAACCUUCAAUGCAUAUAGCAUUAUUAAACCGACAUGGCACUACAAAUAAAACCGUGGAUCAUCUCAUAUAUAAAAAUAAAAUAAAAUAUGAAAAUAAAUAAUAUAUAAAUAUUUUUUUCUGAUAUUGAUUCCUUACAAUUCAGAUAAUUACAAAUUUACACUUGCUGGCUUGGUUCAUGAAUGAUUUCUGACAAAAAAGUAUUCGAUUAUAAUUUACAUUUAAAAUAGUAAAUUUUGUUUUGUUGUGUAGACAACAGUAUCUGAUUAAAUCCAUAACGUAGCUUAAUCCGGUAUUAUACGGAAGGUUCCUUAAUACACCGAACUGCAACUAGUUUGAAAUUAUAACCUAAAUGACCUGUUAUGUCUUCACGUCCGUACAAAAGAACACCCCAAGGUUCCUUCCUCGUACUUUCCUCAUCAUUCUCAGAUCUGCCUCCUCUCCAAUCUAUAUACAUUACAUAUAUAUUGAGCCUCCCUAAAAUUUUAGUAAACCCUAAUCAUAAACCUAUUUCCUUUGAUUUCCUCACUUUUUCCUUGUGAAUCAAGCAAAACGCCCUUUCUAGGUUUCAAUCAAAUGGCGCAAAUGGACUUGGAAGGUUUGAGAGAGUUACAAGACUGCGCAAACUACCUCCUCGAUCACUGUCCAGAAGCAAGAGAGUCUCUGUGUCAAGAAGGCAAAGAGAAAUGGAUCGAGCAAGUCUCUGAAGCUUCAGUAACAAUGUUAGACGUCUGUAACGUGUCCAAAGAUGUCAUGGCGCUCGUGAGACAUAGCCUGAAAGAGCUUCAACUGACUCUACGCUGCAACGAAUCAAACAUGCACGUGAAGAUCGCAGCGUAUAACAGGCACAGGAACAAGCUCAAGAAGGAGACACUAAAGUGCUUGAACACUCUAAAGAGUAUCAAAGGAGGAGGAAGAGGGACGUUGGUGAUGCAGAGGAUAGAACAGAACCUUCUGUUCGUUGCAGAGGUUUUGAAAGAAGUGAGAAGAGCUAUUGUGACUAUGGUUGAGUCUCUGUUCUCGCUCGUGUGUAUUCCUUGGCUCGAGAGAAAACAGAGCAAAAGGUCAAUGUCUUCAAUCUUUACGAUGAGGUUUUGCUGUUUGGAGGAUGUGUGGGACGAAGUAGCGGUGCAGAGCGCGAGUACAAGGUUGGAGGCUGCACAGAUCGCUGUUGAGGAGCUUGAGAUUGAGUUGGGGUGUAUUUUCCGGCGGCUGAUACAGACCAGAGUUUCACUUCUUAAUAUUAUUACAGCUAAGAUGUCUCCUGUUUGAUUUUACUUCUGGUAGACAAAAGCUGUAUAUACCUGUAAGAAUUAGAAUGAUUAGAAUAUACCAAGGGACAUUAUCAUCUUAUAAAGUUGUGAACAUAAAUCAAUUCAGAAAGUAACAAACACAUUAUUAUAAGUGGAUGUUAGUGGAGCUGAAUUUGUAAUGAUUGUCAAAAAUAUUAAAAUUUUAUGAUUGUUGGUCUAUAGAUUUGAAUAAUUAUUGGUUUUAUCUUUGUUUAAUUAUAUAAAUAUAGUUAUUCAAAAAUUGACUUUUAAUAAUUCUAUUAGAAUUUGUAUUAACAUUUGAAUUCUAAACAAUUAACUCAGAAAAUGAAAUUUUUUUUUGAAUUGAAUGUUAAAUUUAAUUCAAAAAAGAAAAACAUGUUUACAACUAUGUGUAUCCAAUUUUUAUACUCAGCUACAACUCUUUUUAAAAUUAAACUCAAACUACAAAACUUCCGUCCUCCAAAUAGCUUUAUCUGGUUGAGAACCAGAAUUGUAGACCACCUUCAAGCUUCCUGUCUUUCUUCUUCUGAGAUUUUGAAAAUUUAUUCCUUAUAGUCUUCUCUUCUCAAUCAACUUUGCUAAGAGAGUAGGGGGAGAUGCUGUCUCCCCAUGCCUUCUUAUAUUCCUCUCACAAAAUAUAACUUUUAGAAUAUUGUAUAUAUCUUCUGUUUUCUUAAAAUGAUUGAAGUUAACUUUUUAAUAGAAUUUUUAAACAUUCAAAACUAUUUAUAACUUUUUUUAC